AUGCCAAUAAGACGAAAUCGUUCAAAAUUGAUGUCGCCUACAACGUUGACUUUAUUGGCAAGUCAAACUUUAAACUGUUCACUUCCGACAAUACAUAAUUCACUAAUGGUUUCAUACAAUUCAAAUAAUCUAACACUACCAACAGAGGCAACAACUCCGAUAACAUUACAACUAAAAACAAUCGCUUCAGGUUCAACUUUUAAUCUAACAUACAUACAAGUCAUUGGAUUAGCUAAAACAAAUUAUGAUAUUUUUGCGAAACAUAAAAAUGAUAUUUGUCGAAAAUUUGAACAUGUCUUAAUUCAACUGUUUAAUUCAUUAAAACGAUCUCUAUCUCUCAUUGAAAAUCUUACACAAAUCUUACAUCAUUUUGAUUAUAGCCCUGAAGUUCACGCUAAUGGAUAUCGAACAUUAAUUUUAUCGCAUGGCCAUGCAUGCUUACGAACUUUAGAGAUACUUAAACAAGUGAAGGCAAAACAUAUUGCUCGUUUGCAUCGUCGCAUACAUUCGUUGAAACUAUUGCAAGAACUUAAAUCCUGGACGAAAACUCUUAAAGUCAUGGAACACAUGCUGUCAUUGGCUGUUGGACUAGUCGACUGUUCGGAUAAACACUCAUUAUUUACUGAUUUUAGUCAAAUACCGUCGAAUAUUGAACUAGAUUAUUAUAAAAUGGUUGCGUAUGAUUCCAAACAUUUAUUCGGUAGAACAUGUGGAUUUCAAUUCAAUCGUUCUAUGGAAAUACUGCUUACUAUCAUAUUGGCGAGUUUCGCGGCUUAUUAUGACACCUAUAAUCGAUCAAAAACCGCAGCGGCAGCUAGUUUGGCAACAUCGUCGAAAUAUAUUUUAUUUCCUGAACAGCGAGCUAGAAAGUGUGCUGAAAUAUUGCGUAAUUGUGAUUAUUUAUUUUGUCAGUCGUUUUGGAAUCUUCUUGAACAUGAUUCCAUUAAAAAAGGAUCACGUUAUAUUGCUCCUAAUGUAACUGUAUCGAAAUAUUUUCAAAUUGGACCUGAACCUAUCGAAAUUAAUUCAAUUAUUGUUCCUCCACCAACAGGUCCGAGUAGUAUGCAGUCAAAACAGCUGGUGAAUAUUAAACUUUUGUCACACGAAAUACGAGAAGGCAUGGAUAAGCUAUCAUUACAAAGAGCUGAUUUAGAAGGAUCACCAAAAAUCGUAUUACCAAUGAGUGAUCAACUCCUGAUGCAUGUUCACGGUGGAGGUUUUAUUGCGACGUCAUCAGCAACUCAUGAAGUAUAUUUAAAGCCAUGGGCAUUGGGUUUGGAAAUACCUAUUGUAUCUGUUGAUUAUUCUCUUGCGCCUGAAUAUCCAUUUCCUCGUGCUAUCGAAGAAUGUUUUUAUGCAUAUGCAUGGAUUUUACAAAAUGCUAGUAAACUUGGUUGGACAGGCAAAACGAUUCUGUUUGCUGGUGAUAGUGCCGGUGGAAAUCUAAUAACUGUAGUGACCAUAAAAGCGAUUGAAGCUGGAUUAAGAAAACCAGAUGCAAUUGUUUGCUUUUAUACGCCAUUUCUUCUUCGUUAUAGUAUGUCACCAUCGCGAUUAAUGGCGAUGAUGGAUCCUUUAUUAAACACGAAUUUCCUUUGGCGAUGUGUAGCUGCGUAUGCUGGUAUUCAAUGUGAUGGUGAAUCACACAACGAUGAGCUUUCUUCAACAAGAGUUUCUACUGAUAAUAGAUUUGAUGAAAUGCAAGCAUCUAACUCUAAGAGAUUAUCACCGAAUCAACAAGUACUCGACAAUAAAAAUAAACCGCCAAGUAAAGAAUCUAGUACCAUAGAUUUGCAUCACGAUCGAUUAACUCAGAUAGUUGGCCCACGUCAACUAUGUAUUCUUCGAAAAUUAUCGGAAUCAAAAUUACUAGAUCAUCCUCACAUGUCACCGUUAUGUGUUUCAGAUGAAAUUCUUCGACAAUUUCCAACCACCUAUCUCAUACCAUGUGCACGUGGUAAGUUGAUAAGCUAUUGUAAAUCUUCCUUAAAAGUUAAAUUCUCUUUUAAAGAUCCAUUUAUUGAUGACAACAUUGAAUUUGCACGUCGAUUACGUUCUCUUAAUGUUCCUCAUCAGAUGACUAUUGUUGAUGAAUUACCGCAUGGCUAUCUUGAUUUCGGAAGUGUUGCACGUGAUGUUGGUGAAAAUAAUGCUAGAGUUAUUCACAUGCUGCAGAAUAUUGUUCGGCAAUCACAUUCCAAUGACAUUGCUGAUUUAACAUCGGCAUUAACUAUCACUUCGUAA
Molecule: messenger RNA, 2244 nt
Organism: Rotaria socialis
Lineage: Eukaryota; Metazoa; Rotifera; Eurotatoria; Philodinida; Philodinidae
Source: the annotation of a GenBank genome assembly